This is a messenger RNA of Raphanus sativus (radish), 576 nucleotides long. RefSeq names its product sulfhydryl oxidase 1-like. Gene Ontology annotation, biological process: protein folding. The record is from RefSeq and is a predicted model, not a curated record. Gene Ontology annotation, molecular function: flavin-dependent sulfhydryl oxidase activity; protein disulfide isomerase activity. NCBI's taxonomy places the organism in Eukaryota, Viridiplantae, Streptophyta, Magnoliopsida, Brassicales, Brassicaceae. Gene Ontology annotation, cellular component: Golgi membrane. The transcript is spliced from 4 exons. The coding region runs from base 1 to 576 and encodes 191 amino acids.
AUGUCUUUGAUACACCUGUUCCUCUUGUUCGUGGGUUUUGUGAGCGUUGAAGCUGCUGCGGCGUCGUUUUCACCUGGAUCGCGCUCGAUUCUACGUGACAUCGGCAAUGUCAUCGACGAUGAGAAAGAUAACGCCAUCGAAUUGAACGCUACCAACUUUGAUUCAGUCUUCCAAGACACCCCCGCCAAAUACGCCGUUUUGGAGUUCUUCGCUCACUGGUCAGUUCUCCUGAUCUUUUUCUUUGUGGCAAGGCUCUUCAAUGGACCAGACGCUGCACAUCCUGGCCUCGUUUUAAUGGCUCGAGUUGAUUGUGCAAUGAAUGCGAAGCUCUGUGACAAGUUCUGCAUUAGUCAUUAUCCAAUGCUCUUUUGGACCCCUCCCAGAAAGUUCGUUGGUGGCAGCUGGGGACCUAAACAAGACAAAAGUGAGAUCAUCGUGAUGGAUAAUUGGCACACUUCUGAUCUUUUGUUGAGCUGGAUUAACAAGCAGUUAAGCAGUUCUUAUGGAUUGGAUGAUCAGAAAUUUGGAAACGAGCAUCUCCUGCCAAGUAUAUCUGACCACGAACAUGUCUCUUAG